Messenger RNA from Dibothriocephalus latus, 2229 nucleotides. NCBI's taxonomy places the organism in Eukaryota, Metazoa, Platyhelminthes, Cestoda, Diphyllobothriidea, Diphyllobothriidae. The record is from the annotation of a GenBank genome assembly.
AUGCGACAAAAGCGCUGCCCGUCUUUCCUCUCCCACAAACAGCGAGUUGAAUUAUCCUUCUCCCACUUUGUCAACGAUAUUUAUCGACCCAUUGUGAAACCAGCAUCCCGGUGCAAGCGAAAGAAGAAGAAUGUAGACCCAAAACGAGAAUUAUAUGCCCUCCACGAACAUUCAAUAUCCCUUGUAAUGCAAUCACCGCCAGCAUCAUCCGUUUGUCUGCAUUCCAUUUCCGUCCCCCUUUCCUCAGUGCUGUUAAGCUUUUUUGCUCGAUCGCGUAGGGUAGAUAUCUUUUUUAGCGAGUCUUCCUUUACGCUGUGUUUUGAGGACAGUAACCCUCCUCACAAACGUUCCCUCAUCGACGCUGAUCUGUCCGACGCAGCAUUCCUUCUCUAUGCUGCUUCAGCCUCUUGCUUCCUCCUAUUUGCUUCCAUUGAAGUCUCUUCUUUGCGAAUCGAUGUUUCGUGGUCCCUGGACGAUUGUCGUCUUCCUCUUUAUGUGCAUGAUAUGGAAACGCAAGAGGAGUUUGUUGGUUCCAUAAAAGUGGCGUAUUCAUGUAUUCAGCGCAGCCAUUCCUCAAUAUGCAACCCAGCAGACCGGAUUAGCCAGCCCAAUCAGGUGACGGUAAAGUUGCUGGAAUAUCAGCUUGAUGCUAUUCGAUGGAUGCUAACCCGAGAGGCUGGUGUUAACAGCCCAGUUGACUCUAAGUGGAUAAAGUCAUUUUUUGUCCCUGUGACAACGGCCAAUGCGGAAGACGGUCCGUUGUAUUUCUCCAUCGUAACUGGACAUUUUGUCAAGGCUGUGCCGGAUCUCGACCCGUCCUCUUGCCUCGGUGGCAUUCUCGCGGAUGAAAUGGGGCUGGGAAAAACGUUGGAGAUAAUCUCACUCAUCCUCCUUCAUCCCUUCACCGUCCGUGUUGAUGUCUUAGGCCGAUUAUAUAGCCUCUCCAAGAAUGAGGAUCUACCUUCAGACUGCGUUGCUUUCAGUGUCGGCGAUUGCAUCGGUAUUCCGAUAGAAAGCGUGUUAACAAAGGAAGUUCACGCCAGCGCUGAGAGCUAUGACUCAACUGAACCCAUGGCUGAAAGCUGCGACGAUGAGAACUUGCGUUGCCCAUGUGGUGGGGUUCCGGAAACGGCUCACCUCCAGAGAGUUUCCUGCACGAAUUGCUCUUCUCCAUUCCAACAGCACGCGGCCUGUGUUCAGUACGAGCCGGUCAUAUAUCAGCCUGAUGGACUGCCAAUAUAUUGCAACUACAUUUGUCCACAUUGUUGGUCUGAGCUUAGAGUACAUUCCAAGGCAACACUGAUUGUGUCUCCGGAUCACAUUUUUCGUCAAUGGCAGGACGAGUUGUUGGAUCAUGUUGAUUUAAAAAACAUGUCAAUUGUGAUUUACAAUGGCAUUGACAUGCCACCUACACGACUACUUCAAGUUGAUGGUUCUCGCUGGCCCUCCGGAAGAAGGCAGGCACGGCAACGUUCUUCGCGUAGCGGUGACCUCCCGGGACAGCCUGAAGAAGAAUCCGAAUUCCGUCCUGGUUUUGUCCAACCUGCCUUUCUGGCCGCUGCCGACAUUGUUCUUACCACCUAUUCCAUCGUCCAGCGUGAACUGGGCUGGGCGAGUGUCUCGGUGGAACAGAGGACGGGUCUGGGACAUCGGCCACAUCUUCGUACAGCCCAGCGCUACCUCACGACACCCAGCCCGCUGACCUGCGUUAUCUGGUGGCGGCUUUGUCUUGACGAGGCACAAAUGGUCGAGAACGUGACUUCCAAGACUGCUCGCAUGCUUUCCGAAGUAAACGCAAUUCACCGAUGGUGUGUGACAGGAACUCCGGCAGAAAAAAGUAUUGAUGUCACAGUGUUGUCGAACAUUCUGUGGCGGAAUACCAAGUCUCUUGUGGGUAAUCAGUUGACCCUACCGACCGUUAGCGAGCAGAUUCAUUGUACGUAUCUCAUUUUCAUGUUUGUUAAUUUGGCUAUCAGGGUUGAUUUCACAUCUGUGGAACGCUAUAUACACGAUCGCGUGCUUUCUGAGUGUGCAAAAACGCUGCAGGAAGUCUUCAACGAGGAACUAUCUGUGCCUCGUAGCUGCCUUGAUCCCAGCCCCUCGAAGCAAGAACUGCUUGAAAAGCCGUUGUGCGGACUGUCCGGAGUGGCUCACUGGCGUCUCAUUGGUCUGGUAACGCGUGCAAGACAGGCCUGCACCCAUGCCAGUUUGGUCGUCUUGAAUGCCAAU